GAAUUGUUUAAAAUUUCCUAUAACAUGUAAAAGCUUUACUGGAGUACCAACAUUCUCAUCUUAGUUGCAAUUUCAUUGAUCUCCCACAAAAAUAAAGAAAUUUCUCAAGUUUGAAAGUUGUACGCUUAAACCCUUCUCAACAACCCACUAUUUUGUUUUGUUUCGUUUAGAAAACUAAAUUUCUGCAAAAUAUAUCUAUCUAUUGAUCACUUCAAGCUUUUGAAUAUUCAUAAUCAUUUCAUUUCUGGGCAAUUUGACUUUUCAGUAUAUGAAAGAUAAUUCUUGAUUCUUGGUUAUCGUUGAAACAGGACAUAUAUUGAAAGUUAAACCCAGAAAAAUAUAGGAGGAAGUUAAAUAUGGCUGGAUUUUCUAAUGACCCAACUCUUGGAAUUCAAGAAACGAAUUCCGAUGAUGAUGGUGGUUGUAAAUUACUUGAAGAGAGGGAAGUAGAAGGAACUUCAAGAACAGAUGAUAAAGAGAAAGAAAAGAGUCCAACUGUUGGAAAUUCAAUUCACAGGUCUUGUUCAAGGCCACAACUUGAUGUUAGUGGUGCUGCUAUUCAAGGGAAUUUUGAGGAGAGAAACCCUACUAUUUUGCUCCCUGAUCAAUAUGAUGAUAUCUCUCAUCUGGCUUUGGACAUUGGAGGAUCCCUAAUCAAGCUAGUCUAUCUUUCAAGAGAUGAGGAUAAAUAUGUUGAAGAUAAGCGGAAGAGGUCAUUGAAGCAAGGAUUUGGUAUUUCAAAUAAAACUUUGGAGAAGCUACCUUGUACUUGGUGGAAGACUUCAUUUUGUGAAGUUUGAGACUACCAAAAUAGAUUAAGUCAAAGAAACUACACUUUGGUGGUAUGUCAUGUUCUCAAGUGUGACUCUUUCUUUAUCUAUUUAUGAGAAGUUUGUAAGAAUAUGCCAUUAAUAUACUAGGGUACCAUUGCACAUAUAUUUGUUCCAGAUUUUGGUGGAGCUAUUGUGGUAAGAUCUCUUUUAUAUACGCAUAUGAUAUCACAAAUAAACCUCUAUGUAUAAUGCAGGGAUCUAGUUGCUCGUUGGCCUUCUAAUGUGAACAAAAAUGUCGUAAUCAAGGUAAUUGUGAUUUUCAAUAUCUUCUCUUGAUUAUUGGGAUCAUCUUAGAGGAUAUGAAUCACUUAGCAUGAUAUUACAUACCCAUCUUACUUUUGGUAAUCUUUAAGGAAGGGAUAUUGCAUAAGUACAUUGCAGGACACCACAUAUAUUGUCCACAUCAAGGGAGGGUAAGAGAGGGUAAAGUCAAUGUCUAAUGUCUUUCUUUUAAUAUUUCAAAUCUUUUAUAGACAAUAUACAAGAUGCUUUCCUACUUGGAUUCUCCAUAAUUAUUGGCAUAUUUUGUACAUUUAUGAUUUACCCAUUUGAAUUUUAUUGGUUGUUCAUCCAUGCAAUGAUUGUAUACACUUCGUGAACUUUUAUUCAAUCAUGUGUCUUAAGAGAAAAUGAGGCUUCUCUUGCUGUUCUACAUGGAGCUUGACGGCAUGACUGAGGUAUGUGCUCUAACAUCUCUUCAUCACAACGAUGUGUCUAAGCAACAUUACCCAAGUUAAUUCUUUGUGCUGGAGGCUAGAUUGUUUACCUUGAUUGAGGGUGUGGUAGCAGCAAACAUAUUUUACUGGAGAUCCCGUGCUUGUGUGGAGCUUUAUCACAAAGGGACGAUUAUUGAGAUUUACAGGAUGAGCCGCAAAAAGAUGCAAAGUAUUCUGAUAUCCUUCUUGAUUGUUUCCCUUUCAUAGCAAACUAGCAAAGUCAAAACACCGUGUAACUAACAAAUAGUCGAAUCCCAUGAUGGGUUUCACUUUUUUCUUAUGGUAUUCGUAAGUGAUUGUUCAAUGAUUGUAGUAAUGACAAUUAGGUAUUAAAACUUUUGUUAAGGUGUGCUUUGACUAAAUAUGACAGUUGCUAAUUUGAGCUUUGUGCAUCAGGUAGAUUAUUAUGACAUAUUUAAGGAGGGAAUGCUUGGAUCUGAUGGCAAGAAGCCACCUGCCCAUGAACGAGCGUUGCUUUUUGUGGAUAAUUCUGGUGCUGACAUUGUCUUAGGGAUCCUUCCCCUUACUAUAGAGCUUCUUCAACAUGGAACUGAAGUGAGUCUGGUUUUACUGAAGAAAAUGAGUGUUUCUUCUUCAUUAGUGUUGUGCGACAGCGGAAGCAAAGAUCGAAAACAAUAAUGAAACAAUAAAGAUUCAAACAAACAAUAAAGAAAAUCACACUGAUAAGUUAACGAGGUUCACUAUCAACGUGAUAGCAAUAUCCACCGGCACCGAAAAUAAACUUUUCACCAUAAACCGGGAUAUUACAAGAUGAACACGAGAAACCACAACAAUGGCUCUCCAAGCUUUUUCUCUCUUAGUUUUCCUCACUUUGUGUUUUGCAUUGCAUCCUCUUCUAAUUCUAAUUACAUGGGGCCUUUAUAUAGUAUACCUUAUAAUAAAAGAAAUUAGGGUUAAGAAAAUACAAAAAACCAUCAAAUAUUAAGAGUAACCGGCCAAAAAC
Molecule: messenger RNA, 2513 nt
Organism: Amaranthus tricolor (Joseph's coat)
Lineage: Eukaryota; Viridiplantae; Streptophyta; Magnoliopsida; Caryophyllales; Amaranthaceae
Product: pantothenate kinase 2-like
Exons: 2
Coding region: 357-800 (147 amino acids)
Source: RefSeq, a predicted model, not a curated record